AUGAACUUCAACUUUGGGUCUGAUCGAGCGGAUAACGGUCUGCCAGCACCUCAUCGUCAACUUGAACCUUUCUCCACGCUGCCGUUUGCACCAGAUCCGGACUACGUCGACCGGCCCGAUAUCCUCGCAUGGGCGCGCGACAAGUGCGCGGGAAACGGAGCGCGAGCAGCGCUGGUUGGUCUUGGCGGAGUAGGCAUAUCGCAGAUUGCGAUACAAUACGCCCAUAGCAUCCACGAUGCGAGCCCGCAGACAUUUGUCUUUUGGGUACAUGCUAGUACCCGUGCCCGGUUCAAGGAAGCGUAUAAAGAUAUCGCAGACCAGCUACAGCUGCCAGGCAAGGACGAACCCAAGGCGAACGUAUUACAGCUGGUUAAAAACUGGCUGCGGGAUAAGAGAAAUGGGAGGUGGUUGAUGGUAUUAGACAAUGUUGAUGAUGUAGAGACCUUUUUCCCAUCACGGAAGCGCAAGCGGGAUGAGACAGAUACCGACAGCCCUACUUCCCUGGCCACAUAUGUUCCCCAGAGCCUCAACGGGUCGAUAUUAGUUACUUCACGGAGCAAAGAUGCGGCCUCCAGCCUAGCAGGCGGUCACAACAGGAUUCGCGAGGUGCUUGCCAUGAGCAUAGGCGAGGGCCUCCAGCUGUUGCGCAACAAACUAUACAACCCGCCCCUUGAGGAGAGCGCUCUAAAACUGUUACACGCACUCGACCAUAUACCUCUUGCUAUCAUAGAAGCGGCUGCGUACAUUAACCGAUGUACAAACAUGACGGUGUCACGUUAUCUAGACAAUUUUCAGAAAAACAAGACGAAUCGAGUGCGUUUGCUGAAGUGCGAUGUAGUGGAGUUGCGUCGAGAUCAGAGUGCCUCCAGCUCUAUACUGAAUACCUGGCAAAUGUCAUUCGAGCAGAUCCGCCAUGAGCGAGAAUCAGCAGCCGAUCUGUUGUCGCUCAUGAGCUUCUUUGACUCACAGGGCAUACCAGAGUGGACAUUGCGGCGAUUCAGAAAGUACAUGGUAAAGGCGACUGGCGUAGAAGAUGAUGAAGACGAAGACCAACACCAACACCAAAACCAAGACGAAGACAAAGAUGAAGAAAAUGGAGAUGAUAAUGAUGAUUGUGGGUUUGACGAGGAUUUAACUACUCUACGAGCGUACUCCUUGGUAUCGAGGACCGCAGAUAAUGUAUGCGAUAUGCACGCUCUAGUGCAGUUCUGCACACGAGCAUGGCUGUCGUCUCAUGGUGAUGCAGAGCGAUGGGAAGGAGAAUUCAUAGAGCUAAUGGCCCAAAAGCUGAUAGCGCAAGAGCCGCUUAAUGUGGUUGUCAAGAACUGGGAAAAGUGGCACCAGCUGUUUCCGCACGUGGAACUACUUUUUAACAGCAAGCCAUCCGGUAAGGAUAUAUUGCUGUUGUGGGCCCGAGUUCUGAAACAUGCAGCGUUCUAUCUAUUUGAAAAAGGGGACUAUACUGCUGCAACACAGGCUACAGUAAAGAUACUAGCUACUGAGGAGAAGAGUUUGGGUCCCAGUGAUAUGACAACUCUGUUUACUAUGUCACUAUUGGCGGUGAUGUUUCAGAGUCAAGGUAGGCACGAAGAGGCAGUAAGACCCAGCCAGCAAGCACUAGAAGCAAAAAUGAGGGAGCUAGGAGAGUACCAUCCUAGUACUCUAGAAAGUGUGACACAUUUGGCAUCAGCACUGCGUUCUCAAGGCAAGGACGAUGAGGCAGAAAAUCUUUAUCAGAAAGCUCUAGAGGAUUGCAAGAAAGAGCUAGGAGAGAAGCAUUACUCAACACUAUCAACUAAAAGCAACCUAGCUUCAUUGAUGUGUAGUCGAAAAAAUCAUAGCGGGGCAGAAAAUCUCUAUCAAGAAAACAGAUAUAGCGAGGCGGAAAAGCUACUUCAAGAAGUUCUAGGGGUGGGUAAGAAAGAACUACGAGAGAGGCAUAGCUUAAUCCUGCGUAGUAUGAGUGAUAUGUCAGGAAUUUUAUCUGCUCAGGGUAGAUAUAGAGAAUCUGAGAAGUUAUAUCGGGAAGCAUUAGAGAUAUCCACCAAGAAGCUUGGGGAACGCCAUCUCGCCCGUUCUUUGCACAGACUUCAUCGAUACGUGGAAGCAACGAAGCUAUACCAACAAGCACACAACGAGCUGACCGAGCAAUAUGGAUCUCAUCAUCCAUAUACAGUGAGAUUUCACCUGCUGCUCGAGAUAAUCCAGAAGGAAAUGGAAUUAGCUAGGUUAUCCGGGGAAGCCCAUGGUCAACAAAUAGAGGACUCGCUCUAG
Molecule: messenger RNA, 2274 nt
Organism: Bipolaris victoriae FI3
Lineage: Eukaryota; Fungi; Ascomycota; Dothideomycetes; Pleosporales; Pleosporaceae
Exons: 3
Coding region: 1-2274 (757 amino acids)
Molecular function (GO): protein binding; ADP binding
Source: RefSeq, a predicted model, not a curated record